This is a messenger RNA of Solea senegalensis (Senegalese sole), 2851 nucleotides long. Its product is annotated as solute carrier family 2, facilitated glucose transporter member 1-like. The record is from RefSeq and is a predicted model, not a curated record. NCBI's taxonomy places the organism in Eukaryota, Metazoa, Chordata, Actinopteri, Pleuronectiformes, Soleidae. Gene Ontology annotation, biological process: response to insulin; monosaccharide transmembrane transport. The transcript is spliced from 10 exons. Gene Ontology annotation, cellular component: apical plasma membrane; basolateral plasma membrane. Gene Ontology annotation, molecular function: hexose transmembrane transporter activity. Bases 173 to 1651 code for a protein of 492 amino acids.
UGGCGAGAGAGAGAAACCGAGAAAGAGUUGUUUCCAGUGAGGCUGGACUGGAUGACCAACACCAUGACAACACUGUGGUUUUGUAGAAAGUAGACAUACUGACUUUAUGCUUUACUAAAGAUCUGGAUUAAUUUUUUUUCUAUUAUUUUGUAAGUGAGUCCGAGCAGCUGACAUGGAGUGCAGUGACCAGGUGACUCUUCGGCUGAUGAUGGCUGUAGGGACGGCUGUGAUUGGCUCGCUCCAGUUCGGCUACAACACAGGUGUCAUCAAUGCUCCUCAGAGUACCAUUGAGAGCUUCUACAACGAGACGUGGUUCAGCAGGUUUUCAGAGCACAUCGAUCAGGGCACUUUAACAGCUCUUUGGUCUCUCUCUGUGGCCAUUUUCUCUGUGGGUGGAAUGUUGGGCUCCUUCUCUGUCGGCCUCUUCGUUACCCGCCUUGGCAGGAAGAACUCCAUGUUUGUGGCCAACGUCCUCGCCUUCGCCGCUGCUGCGUGUAUGGGAUUCUCUAAGCUGGCUGAAUCCUUCGAGAUGCUCAUCGCUGGCCGUUUCAUCGUGGGUGUCUACUCUGGUCUUUCCACUGGCUUUGUGCCCAUGUACGUGGAAGAGAUCUCGCCCACCUCGCUCCGUGGAGCAAUGGGCACGCUGCAUCAGCUUGGUGUGGUGAUUGGCAUUCUCAUGGCCCAGAUCUUUGGAAUGGAGUCUAUCUUGGGGAACAGCACCCUGUGGCCCCUGCUCUUGGGUUUUACCCUGCUGCCAGCAGUGCUGCAGUGCGUCCUGCUGCCCUUCUGUCCUGAGAGCCCCCGAUACCUGCUCAUCGACUGCAACGAAGAGAGCCAAGCCCGCAGCAUCCUGGUUAAGCUGCGGGGCACCGACGACGUGAGUGACGACAUGCAAGAGAUGAGGGAGGAGUGCCAGCAGAUGAAGAGGGAGAAGAAGGUGACCAUCCUAGAGCUGUUCCGCUCCCCCACUUACCGCCAGCCCCUCUUUGUUGGCGUCAUGCUGCAGCUCUCACAGCAGUUUUCUGGAAUCAAUGCUGUGUUCUACUACUCGACCGGGAUCUUUGAGAAAGCAGGUGUGUCUCAGCCUGUCUAUGCAACCAUUGGUACAGGCGUGGUCAACACUGUCUUCACCGUUGUGUCAUUGUUUGUGGUGGAGCGAGUGGGCAGGAGACCACUUCACCUCAUCGGUUUGAUGGGGAUGGCCAUUUCAGCCGUGUGUCUGACGAUCGCCAUGGCGUUGUUGGAGCAGCUCAGGUGGAUGUCGUAUGUCAGCAUCGCAGCCAUCUUCAGCUUCGUGGCUUUCUUUGAAAUUGGACCCGGCCCCAUUCCCUGGUUCAUUAUCGCCGAGCUCUUCAGUCAGGGUCCCCGGCCUGCUGCCAUCGCGGUCGCCGGUUGCUCCAAUUGGUCUGCCAACUUCUUAGUGGGGAUGGGUUUCCAGUACGUUGAGCAACUCUUUGGCCCGUACGUCUUCAUCAUCUUCACUGUCAUGUUGCUCGGCUUCUUCGUCUUCACCUACCUCAAGGUGCCAGAGACGAAGGGCCGCACCUUCGACGAGAUUGCGGCAGGCUUCCGCCAGUCGGCGGGUCAGCUGGACAAGUACUCGGCCGCGGAAGAGUUCGACACCCUGAGGGGAGAUGAUCCUGACCUUUAAGAGAGCAGCUGUGUGCGCAAACUUACUGUGUCUCUGACACCUUGAGGCACAGUUUAACAACUCAAUCGGUAUCAAAUAUGCAAUAAAAUAAAUUGUGUAAAAUGUGAGUCUUCAAGACAGACUUUCAUAUAAGAGUGGACAGAUCACUGGAAAACUGGAAAAACCAACCAGCCAAGAAGACAAAGCAAUAAAUAGUACCAGAGAGGUAUCAGGUUGUCCGUCCAAGACACAAGAAGAUCAUUUAUCAGUGGAUCAAAAUCCUGAAAACAUGCUUUAAUCUACCAAAAUUUAGCAAAGGAAAUUUCUAAAAUCAUGUCAUGCAGGAAGGAAGUACUGAAUGAUGUUGGUGAACAAAUCUUUUUAAUGAACUGACUCUAAUGAUUCAGUACACUGGAAAAAGAACUGCUUUGCUGUAUAAUGGAAAAUCGCCAAUAGAUACAGCUUUUAUUUGCUAUAUUCUAUGUUGGUUAAUGCAAAAAACAAAACACUCACUCAGCUCAGGCUGGUUUGUCCACCCUUGUCCUAAGGCUAAGAAUUAUUAUAUACAAACAUUCUGAUGGGAAGUUAAUUCAAUUUAUGCAAUUAAACCUAAAUAACACAAGUGAUGUGUUAAAUGUGCUUUUUUUAGGCUAAAAAAACAACAACCCAGUCACGUACACAUGAGUGGCAGCCAUCGUCACAAUAAAAUAGAUCAGAUCUUUAUUGUCAUCGUCAAAAUAGAAAUUGUGGAAUUUCCAAACAUCAUUUGAUCUCAUUUUAAUUUAUUUCUCGUCCAUCAUUUAUUCUCUUAUCCGUAGCUAAUGUCUGCUGUUAUGCACUUUUGCUUCUUUUUUUUUAUUUCCUGUUAAACAGAUCAGAUUAAACAGAUUAGACGGAAUAUUCUAACUGAUAUUAACGCUCGGUGUUGCUUUUAAUGUGACUUUGAAAAACAAGCGCGGCACGACUAUGUGUAGUAGGUCUCUGUGAGAAGGUCGCUGUUAUCUUCGCCUGUCUCACUGCAUCCUCCUCAAUCGUUUACCGUCGCGCGAAAAGCAAAUCUCUUCUUCUGAUACAUUUAUAAUUCAUUUACACAUUACUGUAUAUCUGAGAAACACUUGAACGAAGUGCAUGUGAUGUACUGUGAUUUGCAUGUGUUGAAAUGUGUGUGUGUCAAACAGUCUGUACUUUACUGUGUUUUAGUAAAUAAAGUAAAUAAAGUCA